This is a messenger RNA of Pristis pectinata (smalltooth sawfish), 3986 nucleotides long. RefSeq names its product butyrophilin subfamily 3 member A3-like. The record is from RefSeq and is a predicted model, not a curated record. NCBI's taxonomy places the organism in Eukaryota, Metazoa, Chordata, Chondrichthyes, Rhinopristiformes, Pristidae. The transcript is spliced from 12 exons. Gene Ontology annotation, molecular function: protein binding. The coding region runs from base 446 to 1930 and encodes 494 amino acids.
UGUUUUCCGGCCACUCUGGUGAUACAAUUUCCUGAAAUAACGAGGCUGCUGCGCUUGGCGCCGGAAGAAACAAGUUGGUUCCGAGGUCGGCCUGUGGACUUUGGCCGUGAGGAGCGGCUCUGGCUCUGGGACUGGGACUGGGACUGGGACAGGGACAGGGCGAAAGCGGCCGCCUCUGGGUCGGGACAGAGACGGGGACCAGCAGGAGAGGUUUAAAUAAAGAAGACAGCGGGCGGCGAGGAGAUCGGAGCGGGGCGACACUGAGCUCGGCGGAAGCCGCUCUCCGCCCUUCACGGUCCCGAUCGACGGCGCCCUCGCAAAGUGAAAGUAAAGAGACUCGGGCGGCCGCUCCGUUUUCUCCAGGCCCGCUGCGCCUUCGGAAAGUGAAGUAAGUCAAAGCAGACGGGUUAUCGGCGAGAGGCUGCGGCUCGCCAGCAGGCCCCACAUGGAAAGGGUGACGUCAUGGACUCUGAUCCUGAUCCUCUUCCAUGGGAUCCACUUUGCCUGGGCUGAACAAUUCAAGGUUACGGGGCCUGCACAAGCGAUUGUGGCCAGGGUUCACGGAGUGGCCAUCUUAGAAUGCCAGCUGAUCCCAGAGAACAUGCCACGCGAUAUGGAGAUUCGUUGGAUGCGCAGCGACUCCAAGGUGAAUAUCAUCGUCCACUUGUAUCGCAACAGCAAGGAUGUGGUGGAGGAACAGGAUGAUGCGUACAAGGGCCGCACUGAGCUCUUCAAGAAUGACUUCAGCAAGGGCAACAUCUCCCUCCGGCUGAGCGGAGUGCGGCUGGCGGACGAAGGAGAUUAUCUGUGUAUGGUGGAAUACCAGAGGACCCCUGAGCAGGUUCUUGUCCCGCUGAAGGUUGCCAGUCUGGGUCUCCGGCCUGCCAUCCGAUUGGAAGGUUACCAAGGGAAUGGAAUCAGGAUCCAGUGCAACUCAUCGGGCUGGUACCCCCUUCCCAGCCUACAUUGGACCAGCAGCGGUGACCAGAACCUGUCUCCUGAGUCCCAGGCCCAGACCACCAAGGACACAGACGGCUUCUACCGCAUCUCCAGCUCCAUGGAAGUGAUGAGUGGCCCAGCUGACAUCAGGUGCAGGGUGGAGGCCCCCACACUGAAAAUACAGGAGUCCAAGCUGCAGAUCCCAGAUGAAUUCUUCCCUCGGACUUCAAAAUUCUUCAUCGUAUUCAUGGUGUUCCUUGUCCUUCUGUUUGGAAUACUUGCUGCUGCCGGAUGGCUUUACUACAAGAAGAGGACGGAUGCGAGUGAGUUGUAUAGACGUCCCACGUUAGCUGAACAUGAGUCCUUAGGGAAUGAAAUAGCUAAAUUGGAAACCCUUGCUGAAAGUGCCAGGUCUAAUUUUGCUCUGGAGAAGAAGCUAUCCACAGCAGCUGCGGAGAGAGUCAUCGAUGCUUCAGUGUCGGUGACCUUUGACCAGGAUACUGCCAAUCCCUACCUGUCUGUCUCGAAGGACUGUCUGACGGUCUCGUUCAGCGAGGACUGGAAAGAGGCCAAGGACAAUUCCAAGCGCUUCACCGCCAGGCUGUUUGUGAUGGCAACCGAGGGCUACCAGAGUGGGAGACAAUACUGGGAGGUGUGGGUGGGUAACAAGCCGGACUGGGACCUGGGAGUGGCCUACGGAUCCAUCCCCAGGAAUGACUGGGUCACCCUGAGCCCAAGUAAUGGGAUCUGGACCAUCGGCAAGCGCGGCCAAUCUUAUGAGGCCAACGAUGAGUUUCCUACACCGCUCGAGGGGAAGGCAACUGCUCUGACCAUCGGUAUUUACCUGGAUCGUGACACAGGAAAUGUCAGCUUCUACGAUGCUGAAGCCAUGGCUCACAUCUACACCUUUCAAGCAAAUUUUACUGAGAAGAUCUAUCCCUUCUUCAGUCCCUGGGGGUCGCAGGAGAUCAUGAAAAUCUCUCCCCUCUAACCCUGCAUUUCAUCCAUCUUUCAGCUGUAGCUUCAUGCCUUGGCCAGUGAGCAUGUGCCACAGGAGAAAGCUUGUUGUCACAGACCAGCUGAGAAAUAACUCAAACAGAGUCAAACAAACAUUUAGACUCUGAGUGACUUAUGCAGAUAUAACCAACUGAAUGUUGUGUCUCCGGUUAUAUUUUUCUGUUUUGGACAAGUGCCGAUUAAGUGUUUGACUGAAGGGCUGGCCCUGAGGAGGCCCCAUUACCAGGCAAGUGGCUCUGAGCUGGGAAGGGGAAGAGCUGAAUGCUGGCAACACAAUAGGCAGAUGAUGUUGCUUCAGAGAGUGUUAACAGAUCUGACUGUCUGGUGGGAAACACGGUGCAGCAGUUCACGCUGACCAAUUUUAAGGAAAUCUUCCACAUCUGAAGUAAGACGAGGAUGUCCAGAGGCUUGUGUCAGCAACAAUCAACUUGCUUUCCCAGGGUCUGCUGUUGCUCCCUCUAAUGCAUACACAGGAAUCAGCAAAUUAAUAUGAGCUCCAGAUAUUCAAGAAGGAAACCCUGUAAACGUUGCACUGCAUUGAAUUGGCUUUCCGAUAAUGUACUCAGCAGUGUAUCGUUGAACAUUGUGCCUGGCUCUGGAAAAAGUGUAACUUAUUGCCAAGUUUUCAAAACUGCAUUUGUGAAGUAUUUUUUUAAAAAUCUGUCUUUAAAUAUAGUGAUCAACUGUGCUUUCACAGAUAUUUUAGUAUAAACAGAAUUCAUAGUCAUACAGCAUGGAAACAGGCCAUUCAACCCAUGGUCUCCACACUGACCACUGGGCACCCAUCUAUGUUAAUCUCAUCUUCGAGCACUUGGAUUGCAACCUUCUAUGCUUAGACAAUUCAAGUGCUCAUCUAGACACCUCUUAAAUGGUGUCAGUGACUCUGCUUCCACCACUGUCUCCAGUAGCAUGUUUCAGCCACUCGCCUCUGUCUGAGUGAAUAAAAGGUCCCUUUUAUAUUCUCUUUAAAUCUCUUCACCCUUGCCCUAAAUCUGUCUUCUAGUUUUAUUCACUUCCUGAUGUGGGGAAAAGAUUCCUGCAGUCUACCCUAUCAAUACCCCUCAUAAUUAUCUCAACUUCCUCCCCUCCAGGUAGAACAGACCUUGAUUCUCCAGUUUCAUAACUAAAACACUACGUCCCAGGCAACAUCUUUGUGAAUCAACUCUGUACCCUCUCCAGUGCCACCUCAUCCUCUGGGUUUUUUCUUUCUGGAAUGUGGGAGGCUGGAGGUAUGGUGGCCUUGGAGGUUUAUAAAAUUAUGAGUGUCAUGGAUAGUCUGAAUCUUUGUCCCAGGGUAGGGGAGUCUAGAAGUAGAGGACGCAGGGUUAGGGUGAUAACAAGACAUUUAAAGGAGAUCUCUGAGGGGUGAGUUUUUAAGGUGCUGGUUAUCUGAAACAAGUCGCCAGACGAGAUGGAGGCAGAUACAGUUACAACAUUUGAUAGGACUUUGGUCAGGUAAUUGAAUAGGAAGGUAUGGAGGGAUAUGUGCCUAAUGGGAUUAGCAUAGCUGGGCAUCAUGAUUGGCACAGAUGAGGUGGUCCGAAAAGGCCCAUUUCUGUGCUGUAUAACUCUCAGAUUAAAGCAGGAGACCAGACUUGUACAAAAUGUUCCAGGCAUAGAUUCACUAAUGCUCUGUGUGAUUGGACUACGCAAGAAUCAAAACUCAAAAUUGCGGGUGAUGUUGCUGAUUUAAUGUGCCUGGCUCUGUUACUGUUUCUUACUGUCAUGUAUUCAAACCUGUGUAAAAUAUUGUACUAAUUAGUAAAUGAAUAUGCAUGCUCUUUGGUCUCUCACACCUGCUCCACUGACCAUUAUGAUCUUUUACCUCUGCACUAUGCUCUACUUUCCUGCACUAGUGCUGUUUCCCGAGAGUCUGUUGAUAUCCAGAAUUUCUAAAAGCAAGAAUUGAAGCCUAGGGCAAAUCAGCCAUGAUCAUAUUGAAAGGUAAGGCAGGUUUGAGGGGCCAGGUGGCCUUUUCCUGUUUUUUUUUUGUGUGCUGUGCUUUUAUAAUAAACUGCUCUUGAAAUAAA